This is a messenger RNA of Pisolithus orientalis, 1744 nucleotides long. RefSeq lists its product as uncharacterized. Bases 425 to 1567 code for a protein of 380 amino acids. NCBI's taxonomy places the organism in Eukaryota, Fungi, Basidiomycota, Agaricomycetes, Boletales, Pisolithaceae. The transcript is spliced from 8 exons. The record is from RefSeq and is a predicted model, not a curated record.
GAUGCUUCACCGACACUUGAAUGGCCUGGCUCGGAUGACGAAGGUGGUGGAUCACGUCCCCAAGAACACCCACAGGUAACUGUGCUGAACCACGACAGUUCACCUCCCCGUGACAGAGGCUCGACAUUCUCAACGGGGUGGUCACAGGCACCCCAAGCUGUGAUGGAGUCCCACUCAGAGAAUCUGAACGAUUCUCAAAUGUCGGGUGGAUGCACACAUCAGAAUUCCAUGCCUCAGACACAGGCAACCUACCAUAGUCAAGGUACGGAUUCGAGUCAGUGAAGGAAUUGGAUUGUAUCAUACAUUCAGUCGAGCUGUAUCUUACCACACCCGAUAGGUGUCACUCACUACUGGUAAUAGGAUAGCUUGAUACUCCUUGAUUUUCCGGUGGCUUUUUUCUGGUUUGGCUUUGUGGUGUCCUACAAUGUUAUUUUCAAUGGCCACUGCAAAUGAAAAGCUAAAUGUUGAAGGUAACAACGACGAACCGGCGGUCCCUGAUGUUCCGAAGGAUCUCCUGUUGAUCAUCUUCAUUCAUGGGUUCAAGGGCACCGAUUCGACCUUUGGGAGCUUCCCCUCCAGACUUGAACACAUCCUCACCGAAACUAUGGACAAUGUAACCGUUGAAUGUAUCGUCUUUCCGGCUUACGAGACCAAGGGAGAGGCUGCGCAGACUGCGGCCGUCGAGCGUUUCGUUGACUGGCUCACAACCCUCACUGUUCAGAAAGAGGUUGCUCAUGGCGGAGGUGCCGGAGCUGCCAAGAUCGUCCUUUGCGGCCACAGUAUGGGCGGGUUACUAGCAGCCGAUGCACUCUGUGCUUUGAUUAAAUCAAGACCUGACGAGGGUGCCCCACUGUGGUCAAGAGUUAUCGGUUGCAUCGCUUUCGACACACCCUAUUUAGGUCUGCACCCUUUUGUAUUCAAGAACAGUGCAACACGAGCAGCAGAGGCCGCAGAUACUGCACGCACCGUUGUCUCGGACGUGCUCUGGUUUAUGGGGAAAAAUCGGGAUUCACCACAGGCCAAGUCGAAUCCAUCUCUCCCCCAGAUUGCCCCAGCAACAGAGUCAGAAAGUACCUCCAAAUCUACUGGAUGGGCACGUUGGGCACCUUCAGCCUAUGUAGUAGGGGGAGCUAUCGCCGCUGGUGCCGCAGCAGGAGCUGCGUACUGGCGACGUGAAGAUAUCACAUCAGGGUACAAUUGGGCAUUCGGGCAUAUGAAAUACGUGGGUACUCUUUGGGACGGGGAAGGAAUGACAAAGCGACUAGAUAAUUUAAUGCUCGCCGAAAAGCAAGGAAUAAUCUUUAAGAUGUUCUAUGUACUGCUCCCGCCCUCUCUUCCUUCAUUCCCCUCCCCACGAACAUUCGUCGUGUUGCCUUCCCGUUCAUCUCCGGCUUUCUCCAACUACAUUAUCAGUAAGAACUCGGUCGCGACGGAUGAGAUACAAGCGCACACGGGCUUGUUUGAACCAACUACAAAUGAUGGUUAUUAUGAACUUGGACUCGAGACUGCAAAGAUAAUUUGCGAGGCGGCGGCAAGAAGCGGGAUGCAUUCUACUGUACCCACAUGAGCGAGUCCAUGCACAGAGAGUUCAGGUCAGCUACGGCAGUGUCAUAAUGCGUUACAUCCUAUACGUCCACAUGUCCAUAUAUCUGUAUUAUGACUGGUUGAAUGUUAGCUGCAUAGCGUAUGCAUCUUCACCGUCGGCGUCUGUAAACUCGUAAGUUUACAAGUUUUGCCAGCGUCA